Hymenoscyphus albidus is the source of this 1620-nucleotide messenger RNA. Lineage: Eukaryota; Fungi; Ascomycota; Leotiomycetes; Helotiales; Helotiaceae. The record is from the annotation of a GenBank genome assembly.
UCACUCGCGGAUUCUCGACAGCAAUCAUCAACAUGGCAGCCUUUCUCAAGGACAUCUUUGGCGCCUCUCAGCCAUCUGCCUCUUCUGCUCCUUCUGGCGAUUCUGGUACGUAAUUAGUGAAUACCCCGAAUAAUUCAUCAAUUGCUAACAUGGAAUGGACAGACUUUGCGGAUUUCGCUGGAGCUCCUGACCCAACCCCAGCAGGUCUCUCGAAAGCCCCGACAUCUGGGUUUGGAGGAGCUGUGCCAAUCGGAAGCGCUGUUCCUUGGACAAAAUGGUACAAUGUGCAUGAGCGACACUCACUCAGCGAUUUCAAGCAAGAAGGGCUUAUUCUCUCCUUCAUUGCUGUUAUUAUUGUGAUACAUCUUUUUGGAACAGGCACCAACCAAAAGAAGGCCAAGUCAUGGAUCGCGGCGCAUUCGUCGCUCUUGAAGAAAGAGUUUGCACUUGUUGGAUUUGGUGGCCCACAACCUCCAAGCGUGGAUGACGUUCAGAGCGAAGGUCUUGCGAAGAGCUUGGCCUCCGACACUCUACACCUACCAGAGGAUUUGUUGAAAGAGAAAUCGCCUUACGAGUUCGCAACAUAUGCGACUGGUCGACUAAACAUCGCGUUCCUCGAUGUCAAUUUGACUCUCCACAAACGCUACAGCCCGGUAUCGACGAUUGCUGAAUAUGCCAUGAGCUUGUUCUUCGAGAGUAUGCCAACCCCCGCUGAGCGAAUGGAGGCCAUUAUCUAUCCAUUCGACGGACGUGAGGCUCUCUCAGUUCCAGGCGCACCCCCGGGCGCUCAAGAGGUUCGAAAAGACCCUAAGAGCAACUACGAUGGAUUUGUAUGGGCUCUCGUAAACAAGGAUACUAUGAAACAACUUCGCGAUGACCGUUACGAUGUAUCUCUCACUGGCACAAAAGACAGCCCUAAACUUCCAAAUUGGGUUACUGUCAUGAGUGAAAGCGCUGAAAUUACCGAGUUCAUGCUCACGCCAGAGCUCAUCAAGGCUGUUGAAGAGGCUGGCGAGCUUUUGGAACAUUUGAUUAUUUCUGAUCAACCAGUUGAUCAGCCACAGAGGUGAGUCCAAACGCUUCUUCCCUUGAAAAUACUGGAACUAACCGAGUAAUUCAGACUCGAUGAUACCGCCCCUAAGAAGCGUAUCCAAUUGUCCUAUACUAUUCCAUCAUCUGGCGAUUAUUCUAAACUUACUCCUAUUUUCACGUACUUUCUCCGCUUGACCGAUACUCUCGUUCAGGGGGCCCAUUUCCGACCAGAAGUUCUACGAAAAGUUCGUACGACUCGUGAAGAUGCUAUCCGAAAGUUGCAAAAGGCCGACGAAGAAGAAAAGGCUGAGGAGAGACAAUUGGAGAAGGAGAAGGCAAAGAAGCUUAAGAGGGACCUUGAGCUCAAGGGUCUUGAUGCCAAGGCGCAAAAGAAGUACCUGGAAAAGGAGAAGGAUAGAGAGAUGAAGAAGAUGCAAAAGAAGCAAACGCAGAGAGGAUAAGUUGUGUGUGAGAGGGGGGAAUGUAUUGAUGUGUAAGAUCAAUCUUGGCGCUUUCGUUUGGGAAUACGAGGCUGCAUACCUGUAAAAAUAAAAACCCAAUGGGAAGCAUUAUAAAGUAAUUAUAAAA